AUGUCCAAGCCAAGCCUGAUCUUCUGCCCUGGCGCCUGGUACCCAACCUCAGCCUUCAACCCGCUGAUUGAGAGACUGCCAGGAUACACUUCGCACACGGUAGCAUUCCCCUCCAUCCACGAGGCAACGACGGUCAGGGAUCUCCAGCCCGACAUCGAAGCCGUGCGUAGCCUCGUCCAGCGCGAAUCCGACCAGGGCCGUGAAGUGGUCAUUAUCUCGCACAGCUGGUCCGGACUGCCCGUCAGCAGUGCGCUUGACGGACUAAGCCGGGCGCAACGUGAGAAAGCAGGGCAAAAGGGCGGCGUCGUCAAGCUGAUCUUCCUCUCUGCGUUUAUCCCGGACGUUGGCCAGAGUUUGCUGCAGGCGUUUGGGGGCACGGCGCCUGACUGGUAUAUCCGCGAUGAACCUAAUGGCACCGUAUCGGCCCAUGAUCCAUACACGCUCUUCUUCCAUGAUGCCCCCGACGGAAAAGCAUGGGCGCAGACGCUGCGUCCGCAUGCAUGGGCGACCAAGGUUUCGCCUGCGACUAGUGCGUCGUACCUGCAGAAUCCCUGCGCUUACUUGUACUGCGAAGGCGAUCGAGCAAUCCCACUGUUUGUGCAGGAGUUGAUGGUGGACAAAGCACGGUCCCAGGGUGCGACCAUCGAGACGGAAAAAGUGAAAACAGGGCAUACGCCUUGGUUGGCGAAGCCGGAUGAGGUGGCUGCUUUUAUAAGGAAACAUAUUUGA
This is a messenger RNA of Talaromyces atroroseus, 729 nucleotides long. RefSeq lists its product as hypothetical. The transcript is spliced from 2 exons. The record is from RefSeq and is a predicted model, not a curated record. Bases 1 to 729 code for a protein of 242 amino acids. Lineage: Eukaryota; Fungi; Ascomycota; Eurotiomycetes; Eurotiales; Trichocomaceae.